Messenger RNA from Drosophila sulfurigaster albostrigata, 3879 nucleotides. Its product is annotated as retinoblastoma family protein. Gene Ontology annotation, molecular function: RNA polymerase II transcription regulatory region sequence-specific DNA binding. Bases 521 to 2938 code for a protein of 805 amino acids. Gene Ontology annotation, cellular component: transcription regulator complex; chromatin; nucleus. Lineage: Eukaryota; Metazoa; Arthropoda; Insecta; Diptera; Drosophilidae. The record is from RefSeq and is a predicted model, not a curated record. The transcript is spliced from 9 exons. Gene Ontology annotation, biological process: regulation of transcription by RNA polymerase II; negative regulation of G1/S transition of mitotic cell cycle; cell differentiation.
CGCCUUUUUAUCAGUGGAAAGACACAAGAAACACAAUUAAUUAAAACGUCGCAGUGGCUGCCAUGCAUGCUUCUUUCCUGUGAAACAACAACACAAGCGUUUAGUGCAAAUUAGCAAAAAUAGUAAAAUAAAAAACGCAGUUAAGUGCAGAAAUUAGCAAUAAUUGAGCAAAAAAUUGCGCUGUGCACCAGUGAAAAGUUCAGUUGUCGUCGACGUUUCGCCUUGUUUCUCAUCGUCGCCGUCGCCACCGUCGUCGUCGUUGUUGUUGUUGUUGUUGCUGUAAUCGCGCGCUCAUUCAUCGAGCUGCUGCUACAAAAACCGCGGCCGCGCCCGCCGCCGCCGCUGCUGCUGACAGCGGCAACAAAAAUAAGAAAAAAAAUACACCACAAAAUUCUAGCCAAAAUAAUAUAGUGAAUACGUUGCAUCUUCUUCUUCGUCGUCGUCGCCGUCGUGUUGUUGCUGCACUCAUUGCAUUUUGCAUACAAGACAAACAAAAACCACACACACACACACAGGCACAAUGAGCAACGAUGUGCAGCAGGAGCAAGAGCUGGGCGCUGAGGUGGUAACAAGCGCCAGCAACUCCAUCGACGAUGCCCACGAGAGUAUGCGCAGCAAAUUUGAGAAUCUAUGCCGUGAUCUCAACAUGGAUCGCCAGACCGAGGACGAGGCCUUCAAAAUGCUCAACGAAGUGCUGCAGCACUAUUCGCUGGAGGGCGAGAUCUUGCAUUGGUUCUGCUGCGCUCUCUUUGCGGCUUGCCGUCAGUCGACCACGCCCACUGUGGGCGGCCAGGACGCCGUGGUCAUGGGCAACUGUGUGCCAUUGAACAACCUGCUGCGCAGCUGCCAAAUGAGCAUCUAUGAGUUCAAGAACAAGAUCAAACUGUGGUGCGACAUGGCGAAUCUGCCGCAGGAUUUCAUACAGCAAAUCAAGGAGCUGGAGCGCAAAUUUAGCAUCACAUUCACCCUCUACAAGAAGUACAGAGUCAUCUACGAGCAGGUCUUUCACUGUCCGCCCAACGAGAAGAAGCACUCAAAGUACAGCUUGAAGUGCUCAUAUAUUAAGCUGGAUGACAUUUGUUGGCGUCUGUUUCUGUGCGCCAAGAAUCAGAAGCCAACAACGACGCUCGAUUUGGUCACAUCAUACAAUCUGAUGAUGUGCUGCAUUGAUCUCAUCUUUGCCAAUGUGCUGGCCGAGAAACGCACCGAUCUCAUCAAUCCCAAGUUUGAGGGGCUGCCACCCAACUGGAAUUCACCUGAUUUUGACGAAUCCCAGGCACGCCAGCACUGCAUACUCAAGUACUUCUGCGAGAUGACCGACGAGGCCAAGGCCAUGAAGGCCACCGUCUUCAGCAAGAUAAUGCACAGCUUCUUCCAGACCAACACUGUGUUUGGCAAGAAGGACACGCUGCUGGGUUUGGUGGCCAAUGAGAACUUUGAGCGCAAUCUCAAAUCGCUGAACUUUAGCUACGAGCAAUAUGUGCUAAGUGUUGGCGAAUUCGAUGAGCGCAUUUUGGCCGCCUAUCCCUUGGAGGCGGGCGAGCAUAGUAAUCUAAAUGAGCAGGCAUUGCGUCCGCCCGUUACGCCAUUGACACGCAAACAGGACUUGCCCGCCCAGCCGGUGAUGUUGGAGCAGAAAUUCGAGCCGGUCGCCAAUGCGACCAACAAUGUGAAAAAGCUGAGCGCCAUCAGUCGCAUCACUGAACCGACUGACUUUGUCAAAAAAGCUGGCGAGGAGGCCAUCAGCAAGAUGCUGCACAUUGUCGAACAAAAGGAGCAAGCUUUUUUGGCCGCAUAUCCGAUGCGCAGCGAGGCCGAGAAUCGCUUUCGUUUGGCCAAAUCGAUGUACUUCUAUCUGAUGGAUCACAUAUUGCGUGCCGAGAUCAAACAGAAGCCAGAGAUUAUGCACAAGAUCUCAUUGGACAUCUUCAAUGUGACAUUGCUGGCGUGCUGCGUCGAACUGGUGCUCGAGGCCUACAACACCGAGGAGCUGAAGUUUCCCUGGAUUCUGAACUGUUUCAGUAUUAACGCCUUUCAAUUUACCAAAAUCAUUGAGAUUGUGGUGCGCCAUGGCAGCCACGAGGGCUGGCUAACGCGCAGCCUGGUCAAGCAUCUCAAUUCGAUUGAGGAGACCUGCCUCGAGCGUUUGGCGUGGCAACGUCCCUCGCCCGCCUGGGAGAUCUUUGGCAAUCCGGCGACACCGCUGCCCACCUGCAACGAGGUGAACAGGGACAAGGCGGCGGGACCAUUGCAGAUCUUUUUGCGCAAGGUCUAUCUGCUGGGCUGGCUGCGCAUCUCGAAGCUCUGUCAUGAGCUCAACCUGACCGAGAGGAAGCCCGACAAGAUCUGGACCAUAUUCGAGCAUUCGAUCACCCACAAGACUCACCUAAUGCAGGAUCGCCAUCUCGACCAACUCAUCAUGUGUGCAAUAUAUAUUUAUAUUAGAGUUACGAAAAUGCUGGAGCCCAAAUUCAGUGACAUUAUGCGCGCCUAUCGCAAUCAGCCGCAGGCGGUCAAUAGUGUCUAUCGUGAGGUGCUGAUCCGGACCAGCGAGGGCGGCGAGCCCGAAUGGAAGGAUAUUAUACAUUUUUACAAUUAUACUUAUGUGCCCGAGAUGACCAAGUUCUGCAUCAAAUAUCUGGACGAGAAAGCGGACAAUGUGAAUCUGCUGCUGUCGCCGCAUCCGAUUGAGCGCACCGUGCUGCCGAAGAAGGUGACCAACAAUCAUUCGCUCUUCGUCACAAAUAUGCCCAAGAGCGAGAAGCAACAUUCGCCCGACGAGAUGGUCUACAUCAUCAACUGUAGUCCAGCCAAGCAAUUGGAGACUAUGAACAAAAUAGCAGCUACAGGCAAGCGCAUGCUGUGCUUUGGCGACGAUACCCAUUUGAGUGUUGCUGAGCCCAAGCGAGCCUUGCGCGAUCUCCAGUCACAACGCUGAAUGCCAUAACAGCAACAGCACAACAGCAACGCAGCAGCAAAAACAAUAACAACAACAACAAAACUAGACAAAAUACAUUACAUACAAAUUAGUCCAGAAGAAAGAAAAAAGGAUGAAGUAGGCGAAGUGGAUCGGAUCGGAUCGGAUCGAAUAGGAGAUGAGCAUGCAAGCAUGGGGCUGAUGGGGGAAAAAGACUCAACGGGGGGAAACGACGAGGGGUGGGCAAAUGAUAUGAUUAGAUAGUGCAAUAAGACCUCGCACCUGUCUGCUGAACAACGUCAGGCGACACCGUGCGGAUGGAUGCGCGGAAAAAAAGGCACACAAAAGCUAACUGUGGCAAAUGCAACGACGAUGACGAUGACGACGACGACGCGACGGCGGCACAUGCAAUCUUAUAUUUUUAUGGACAGCGGCGAGCGCUUACAUUUUACUUAUUGUUUAACUCUCUUUUGUUUUAUUAGUAUCCCUAUUUUUUUUAAUAACUAUACUAUGCCAUUUUAAUUUUACUAGAACUGCAACAACAACUAAUAACCAACAAACAAACAAUAACAAGUAGAUGUCGAUUAACCCUUUUUGGAACGCAAUAUUUUUUUACAAGCAUAUUUUUAAAUUGCAACUCCAUGCGAAAUUGAUUAUAAACAAAGCAUACAUAUUAUCCAUGUGUGUGUCUCGAAACCCCUUACUAAAACCUAGCGUAUAGCAUUGAUUUGAAAACAUUUGUUUGCUCGUGAAGCAAACAACAAACCAAAAAAAAAAAGAACGGAGAAAAAAAUGACAUGUAAAAUACGCGCACAACUUUCACAUGACAACAAAUGCGAUGAAAGUUGAUCCCCAACAAAAUCAACAACAACAACAAAUAUAAACAAAAUCACAAUCAGCUUAGUCGUAAGCCAGCAAUAACAAACAAGCAAACAUAAAAAAAAAAAACAAAACAAAAAACA